UCGAUUGGCUCAGUCAUUCCAUUGCAAGCUGCGACCACGUACGUAUCGAUCGAAAUUUUUCGCGCGUACUUCUCUCACUCGGUGGUGAUCGACGAUUAUUUCAACCGUUUCUUCCUUUGUUUCUUCCCUCUUCUUUUCUUUUCUUUUCUCUCUUUCUUUUUUUUUUCUUUCCCUCUCCCCUCCCUCUCCACCUCGUUCAAUUAAAAUGGAUAUCAGGAUGUUGGCAUUGGUCUUGCUAGUCAACGUGGUUGGAUCGCUCGCGGACUUACGUUCCCCCCUCUUCAGGCCACGAAGAAAUGGAUUGCGGGAAGAUAUACCCAUCACGGAUCACGCUGGGAUAUCGAGGACGAGAAAACGAGAAUCCAGCUCCUCGAACAUUGAAACUACCUCCUCCCCUGUUUCCACCUUGCACCUAUACACGCUGAUCCCGCCCGAUCCGACUACGAGUCCAGAUCCCAAGACCAGCCACGCCGAUCCGAGCGCAGCUCCUGGUAGAUCCAACACCCCGAAGAACGUGGCUCGAAGAUCGACGAGCGAGCCAGAUUCGACUACCGAACCGGAAUCCCCUUCCCCGUCCACCAAAUCGAAAAGUCCAACUACCACCGAGUCCCCUGACUCGAAGGAGGAUCCUUCCAACGACUCGAAGCCGAAAAGGCCCGCGCCGAAACCGGCUGGCAGAUCGACCACACCGAGACCGAAGCCGAAACCGACGAGUCCCGACCCGGAAGACGCCGAGGAACCGGAGCCAGAAACGAGACGACCGAUGUCAGGAGGACCGAAGGCGAAGCCCGCUGAUUCCGAGGAGACGGAUCCAGAACCGGAGCCCAAACCGAGAGGAGGAAAGCCGAGACCGAAGGCAAAAGCCACGGAUCCCGAGGAAGAGCCUUCCGCGAGACAGCUGUCCAAUGGCGAAAGGCCGAAACCGAAACCGAGACCCAUUGAUUCCGAGGAGACGGAUCAAGAACCGGAGCCGAGGACGAGAGGAGGAAAACCGAGACCGAAGGCGAAAGGCACGGAUCCCGAGGAAGAGCCUUCAGCGAGACAGCUGUCCAGUGACGAAAGGCCGAAACCGAAGAAUGAGGAAAAAGACGCGGAGGAGGAUCAGGAGGAGGGCAAGAGGCAACCGUCCAACGAUUCGAGAAAACCGAAGAGACCGAAGGGAAAACCGACGAGUUCCGACCAAGAGUCCGAAGAGUCGACGAGCAAGCGACCAUCGGGGGGGAAAUCGGCGAGCAAGCCGGUUAUCGGCUCCCGCUUCGAUCCCGACGACGAGGAGGAAUCGAAUGAAAAACAGAGGCCGGAAUCAAAGUCGAAUCGAAACCCAACAAGCGUGGACAAUCCUCAGAAUCCCAAUUUCCAAUUUCCCUCUUUCUUCAUGCCAUCCUUCGUUCCUGGCUUCUCCUCGCCUUACAUCAAUCCGUACGGUCCCAACAGCAAUGCAUGGGCUGGAUCCAACGUCGGAUCGAGAGGUUAUGGAACUGGAGGAGCGGCGUCUUUCGCUUCGGCCGGCGCGUCGGCUGGAGCCUCUGAUAUACCCUCGAAUUAUAACGCUUAUCCCCAAGGGGGAUAUCCAGGAGGAUACGGCGACACCUCGAACAUGGUCAACGCACCUACACCAAGAUUGUAUAACAGUGGGGGAUAUGGUAGCUAUGGAGGAGACGUGUACGAUCCCAGUUCUUUCGCUUUCCCCGAUUAUAACUUCGCCGAUUUCCAGAAGCAAAUGGAGGAAAAUUUCAGACAGUUGCAAGCUCAAUUCCAGAAGCAACAACAAUCGCUCUUUGAUACAACAAAUCGCAUAGCCGGUGAUCCGGGCUCUGUACCCGGUUUACACAGUGCUGUGUCCAGCAUUAAUUUGGGACCGGAAGGUGGUUAUCAAGCUGGCGCGAUCAAUCCAGUUAGACCAGGCGUGGAAUCAAGAUUUGGCGAGGAAGUGCCUCCGCCAUCUGGAAACACCUAUGGGGUGUUCUCCAGCUCGAGCUCGCACACCAUGGUUGGUCCGGAUGGGAAGACUAUCUCUCAUAAAUCUUCGACCACGGGUGUAAAUGACAAUGGAAAAAUUACUUUCCGAACAGUCGAGGAUUAAAUUCAUCAAAUUGAUAAUUGGCACAAAUGUUUCCGUUUCCAAUUUUAACGCCUCUUUCCAAGUCUCUCUGUAACGUCGGGAUAAUUAUAAACAAAAUUCUUAAAUAUCUUUUAUUGUUUAUUAAAUAUACGUAAAGUGAUACGCUGAUAUGAA
Molecule: messenger RNA, 2236 nt
Organism: Apis laboriosa (Himalayan honeybee)
Lineage: Eukaryota; Metazoa; Arthropoda; Insecta; Hymenoptera; Apidae
Product: cell surface glycoprotein 1-like
Exons: 5
Coding region: 206-2083 (625 amino acids)
Source: RefSeq, a predicted model, not a curated record